Molecule: messenger RNA, 1905 nt
Organism: Chaetura pelagica (chimney swift)
Lineage: Eukaryota; Metazoa; Chordata; Aves; Apodiformes; Apodidae
Gene: TDRD5
Product: tudor domain containing 5
Exons: 11
Coding region: 1-1905 (634 amino acids)
Biological process (GO): spermatogenesis
Source: RefSeq, a predicted model, not a curated record
AUGGAGGUGCUGAAGAAGGAGGUGAGGUCGUUGCUAGUGGCUGCCAAAGAGGGUUUGACCCCCUCAGAGCUGGAACGUGACUACGUGGCCAUGAUUGGAAAACCUCUCCCUGUCCACGGCCUGGGCUUUCGGUCCACCUUGGAGCUGGUGGAGAAUAUGCCUGAAGUUGUCAGGGUCUGCCCUUAUGAGAAAGGCACUUUUAUCCUCAGAGCCAUUGCAGAUGAGAACACAAAAAUGAUUGCCCAGCUGGUUGCCAAACAGAGAUGUGCUAAAUCCCGGAAGGGUGCUGCUGGGAAGGCAGGAGCUGCUCAUCCUCCUAAGAAUCCACAGAGGGUCAGGGCCCCCAUCCUGCCAGCAACAGUGAAGGCUCAGCUGCAGGACCUGCUGAGUUCCUCACCGCUUCUGCUCAUCGACUUGGAGGAGGCCUUCUUCAGACGCUUUGGCCGGGCAUUCCAGUACAAACAAUAUGGAUUUUUCUCCUUGUUUGAAGUCCUCAAAAGUGUGUCUGACAUCGUUGUGGUUGAGCAGACAAGAGCAGGUUCCUUGCUGACUCUGAAGAAGUGCGUGUCAAGUGAGAUAGAGAAGGGAGAGAUGCCCCAAGGUGGGGCACGGGAAGAGGCACCCCGAGGUGCGGUGUGGGAAGAGGCACUCCAAGGUGAGCCUCAAGAUUUGGAACCAUCCUUACUAGCCAAGUUGAUGGCUCCAGAAAUCCCCCUCGAUGCUGUUCAGGACAGAAGCCUUUGCAGUUUACCACCACUGGAGAGAAGGUGCUUGGUGGGAGUCUUUGUGGAAUUUGUCGUCUCUCCCAGCCAGUUCUACGUCCGCAUCUGCAGCAGGGAAAAUUCUGACCAACUGCAGGAUAUGAUGGUUGAGAUGAGACACUGUUACUCAAAUAAACUUGUUUCUGACCGUUACAUCAUGCCCGAGUCUUCAAUACAGCCUGGACAGCUUUGCUGUGUGACUGUCUUGAAAUGGUGGUACCGUGUGAUCAUCCACCGUGUGGUCAGUGACCAAGAAGUGGAGGUUUUCUACCCAGAUUAUGGGAACCUGGACAUCGUCAGAAAGUCUUGCCUGAGAUUCCUCAAGUGGUGCUACUUGAAGCUCCCUGCUCAGGCCAUCCCAUGUUCCUUGGCAUGGGUAAAACCCGUGGAGGGUACAUGGUCCAGUGCAGCCACUCUCCUGUUCAAGAAGCUGUGUAACUCCAAGCUACUUGUGGGCAUCGUGGAUGAAUACGUGAAUGGCAUUUUGCAUCUCUUCCUGUGUGACACAUCUACCAAGGAGGAUGUCUACUUCCACAGUGUCCUGAGGGAUGGGGGAUGUGCAGAGGUCUGCAGAGAGAACAUUCCUUCCCAGGGAUUCAAGGAGCUGAAUCCUUCAGCUUUGUAUAUUCAGCCCAGUGGAAAUCAGGAGAGUGACAAACUGGAAUCUCUAGAUGAAGAUAGUGAAACAGCAAGCUUAAAGCUAGAUGGGGAUGAACCUUGUGACCAGCAAUUGCACCUGCCUGCUGAGGAGACACAGGAUGAUGUGCUGCCACUUUUGGAGGAAAUGGGUGUCCCAGGAACAACAGACCAAGACCCUGAACUGGCACAGGAGGAUACAAAUGAAGCUCUUACAGAGCUGAUGGCAGUGGUUAAGUCAGUGGAAGACUUUGACACCUCCUUUAUCUACUCCGAGCAACCAGCAGAAAUGAGCCGAGAUGACCCUGAUGAAGAGAAAAUGAAGAGCCAAGAGCUUCCUGGGAGUCUUGCUGUCAGCCCGUACAGCUCUGCUGGGCUGUCAGACCAGGGGCCAUCUCAGAAACUCUAUAUCCCUCCUACCACACUCUCCACAGUGUUGGCUGCUGCACGCUUGGCUACUUCCAGCCACUACUUACAGUGGCUCCCAGGCCUGAGAAAGAAGGUGUGA